Gadus morhua (Atlantic cod) is the source of this 1416-nucleotide messenger RNA. Its product is annotated as zinc finger BED domain-containing protein 1-like. NCBI's taxonomy places the organism in Eukaryota, Metazoa, Chordata, Actinopteri, Gadiformes, Gadidae. The record is from RefSeq and is a predicted model, not a curated record. The coding region runs from base 170 to 1381 and encodes 403 amino acids. Gene Ontology annotation, molecular function: DNA binding. The transcript has 4 exons.
CCGGUUCCAAAAGGAACCGGUUCCUAACGUCCGGUUCUGGAACUGUUAAGACGAUGUUUGAAUUUCGAUUCUUUUUAUCGGUUCCUAAAUGCGCGCGCAUGUUUCCGGGGCGGGGUUUGUAUUACUCCGCCGCGUGCUCCGCUAAACAUCAGUUGUCUGAAGUUCGAACAUGGGCCGCAAACGCCGCUCAAAAGUCUGGCUUCAUUUUAAUUUAAAAAAGGACGGCUUCGCACAGUGCAACACCUGCAAUAAACUUAUUACUGCCAAAGGAGGGUGCACAACAAACAUGAUAAAACACCUUCGCCUGCUGCAUGGUAUAACAAUCAACGAGUGUAGUGUGUUUGACGCGUUGCGUCGGUCUCGUGCUCCCAUCGCUUCCUCCACUUUGGACAGUCAACCAUCAGCUAGUAACUCCUCAUUGGAAACGGAAUCAGUUGUUGAACGCUCGCAGAGUGAUGCUAACGUUAACGUUAGCCAGUCUGAGCCUGCUGCUGCUGCUGCGGCUGCUGCUGCUACGUUAACCGGCCCGAGACCCCAGCCAGCAAAGAUACAACAAACUCCUUUCAGCAUGGCAGCAAGGGGAAAGCUGUCAGCGGAGCAAAUUGCUGAGUGCCACAGAAAAGUAAUGGCGUAUGUGGUAAAAAGGCUGCAUCCCUUUAGCGACGUCGAGUCGCCCACAUUUAGGGAUAUGAUCCAUUCAAUAAACCCGAAGUACACCCCCCCUACAAGGGAGUGUUUAACUAAUAGAUUGAUCCCGGCAUGGUACCAGAUAGAAAAAUCUAAUCUGAUCUCAGAGCUGAGUGAGGUCAGUCACAUAGCUCUCACUUGUGAUGGCUGGACUAGCCUAACCCAAGACCACUACCUAACUGUCACAGUGCACUCUUUAGUGGAAAGUAACAUGAGGCAGAAAGUUCUCGCAACAAAAGCUGUGUACAGAGCCCAGACAGGAAUUGUCGUGGCAGAGGAAAUCGGCGACAUCCUGAAAGAAUUUGGCGUGUUUGAUAAAGUAGUAGCCGUUACUGUGGAUAAUGCGGCCAAUAUGGACGUAGCCAUCAAACGGCUGCAGUUUGUGAAGCUCGGCUGCUUCGCUCAUUCACUAAACCUAGCAGCACAAAGUCUGUACUCCAGCAGCUCAGUGGCUCAGGGGACUGCAAAGAUUCGUGCCAUCAUCGUCUGGAUGAAGAGGUCGUCCAUGGCGAAGGUGGUUCUACGGGAAAAGCAGGAUGUCCUAAACCUCCCUCAACAUUCACUGAUUCUCGAUGUGAGAACAAGGUGGAAUUCUCUCUACCUAAUGAUGGAGAGAUUCCUUGAACAAUACCCUGCAAUACAAGCAGCCAGCUUGGACCAACGCCUGAGAAAGAAUAUGGAGAGGGACAGGUAGAGAUAGGAAGAUGUUAUAUAGGAUAUAAGAAUGAA